AUGCUGCUUCGUGCCAAGUCUCACAAGGAAUUGAUAAGUUUAUCUCGCCAACUCAUUCAACCACUUCUCCCUAAUUUCCACAAGGGCCAGGCCGGUAGAGUCUGUAUUAUUGGUGGAAAUGAAGACUACACAGGAGCCCCAUUUUUCUCCAGUCACUCAGCUGCAUUGGUUGGCGCUGACUUAUCUCAUGUGAUUUGCGAGAAGCAAGCAGCGCCAAUAAUAAAGUCCUAUUCACCUGAUUUAAUGAUCCAUCCCUAUUUACUAGACUUGGAGAAUCCAUCGUUGAAAUUGAAGGAAAGUGAAUUGGAGGACUUGAGAAAGUUGUCAAUAGAGGAGGUGUUGAAUGAAACAAACGUCCUCACAAAACUUAUUGAUGAUGUUGUUUUACCAAAGAUCCAGCUGUUGUUGACCAGAAUGGAUAUUAUAGUAGUGGGGCCAGGGUUUGGUCGUGACCCAUUAAUGUUGAAAUCUUUAGUCAGGAUAAUUGAGGAGAUUAAAGUCUUGAAUAAGCCAAUCAUAUUGGACGCAGACGCCUUAUACCUUUUAUCAAUUGAACCCAAGUUGAUUACAAACUACUCAAAGGCAAUUAUCACGCCAAACAUUGUUGAGUUCCAACGAAUCGCGAAAAAGUUGGAUAUCGAAGUUGACAUCAGCAAGGACUAUUCAGAAGAAGUUUUGAUAGAACAAACCCAGAAAUUAUCUUCAAAAUUGGGCAAUGUAUUGGUCUAUCGCAAAGGAGAAGUUGACAUAAUUGCCAAUUCAAAGAAUGUGGUCCUUAACAGUUCAACCGGAUCCAGCAAACGUGUAGGUGGACAAGGUGACACGCUAACAGGUGCAAUUGCAACAUUGGUGAACUGGUCAAACCACUAUUUGGACAGCUAUUGGGACAAUAAGGUCGAUUUGGAUGCGAAUGAGGCACACAUUCUUGCUUGUUAUUCUGCCGGCUCCUUAGUUCGUACAGCUGGCCAAAAAGCAUUCAAAAAAUAUGGCAGGUCAAUGCAAACAUCCUACAUCCACGAGUUUUUACAUGAGGCAUUCGUUGAAUUGUUUGACGAUAGUAUAUUUAGGUUUAGCAAUAUGUAA
Messenger RNA from Lodderomyces theae, 1083 nucleotides. Its product is annotated as NADHX dehydratase. Gene Ontology annotation, biological process: metabolite repair. Lineage: Eukaryota; Fungi; Ascomycota; Pichiomycetes; Serinales; Debaryomycetaceae. Gene Ontology annotation, molecular function: ATP-dependent NAD(P)H-hydrate dehydratase activity. The transcript has a single exon. Bases 1 to 1083 code for a protein of 360 amino acids. The record is from RefSeq and is a predicted model, not a curated record.